AGAGCAAUCAGCGCACGUUUUUAGUGCUAGCAUCCCGCAGUUCAUGGGCUGGAAUUUCUCUCUUUCUUUUUUGACGGGAAUGAUUAACAGGAGUGGUUAAAGCAUCAAGCCGCUGUUACCUCAACGAGUGAUGGGGAUCACAACGGCUCAAGUCAAACAGCAAAACUCGUUACAGGAUGUAAACAACUUUAGUUUUCUCUUACAGGGUCCCAUUCCAGCCAUGCCCAGAAAUUUAUCAUCAUCAACAAACCACAAACUAAGUUGCCGUUUGUAGCCUCUUCUCCUCAACUUUCCUGAUACUUCAACUCCAUGUCUUGUUUGUCAUUGUUCUCAUUAGCAGGGUAUAAACAUUUUGGUUUGCCACUCUUUUUAGCCUCAACAUGAGCUUCAAAAUCAUCUGGUUGGUUCCCUGUUUAUAUUUCUUUCCCUUUGUGGAUAGCUCAAAAAACUACACUACCAAUUCUUUGGACGAAUAUCUUCAGGAUUUUGCUUUCAAAACUUUGGUUCAUCACCGGCCUCACCAUUCGGGCGCUCUAUACAAACCAAUUCUCCCGGCUAAUCUGUCAGGUACGAGAGUUUCAAUUGUAAGGCUCAGAAGCCGGAGGUUAUGGAACAUCGGUGCUAAUUUUAGCAACUUUCAUAUCCCAUCUAGAACCAUAACAGAGCCUCAUGCCAGAAGGCUGGCUAUAGUCUACCAAGACUUUGGCAAUUGGUCUUCCCACUACUACAGUGUUCCAGGUUACUCAAUCGUCACUCCUGUGAUUGGUUUCAUGGUUUUUGAUGCAUGGAAUAUACGGGCUAAAAGAAAGCUUAGUCUCAAUACAAUGGGAAAGCCUAUAGUGAUUCGUUUCUUCAAUUCAUCAUUAUCAGAUGGAAGGGUCUCAAAAGCGAAAUGUGUAACAUUUAGCCCAAAUGGUACUCUUCUCAUGACUGAAAUGAGUGAGCCUAAUGUAUGUUACUCUCAAGAUCAGGGUCAUUUCUCCAUAGUAGUUCCAUUGAAUUUGAAGAAGAAGCAUGCUCUGUGGUAUUUGUGGGUGAUUGGGUUUGGGCUUGGAUUUGCUGGGUUGAUUUUGAUAGGUUACGUUGGGAUUUUGUCAAUGAAAGCUUUGAAGACAAAGAAGAUUCAAGUAAUGGAGAGACAGGCUGAUGAAGAUUUCGUACUUGAUACCGUAUGGGUUGGUAGGAGCAAAAUGCCCUCUGCAACGGUGACAAGAACUCAGCCAACCCUCGAGGAUGGAGGUUUCCCAUAGUACUUAUUUCCACAUUAUGAAAUUUUGUUUUAGCCUCAUGCUGCUCUUUCUGUUCUAUCACAUCAAUAUACUAUCUACAUAUUAU
Pistacia vera is the source of this 1335-nucleotide messenger RNA. RefSeq lists its product as uncharacterized. Gene Ontology annotation, cellular component: membrane. Bases 381 to 1250 code for a protein of 289 amino acids. The transcript has a single exon. Lineage: Eukaryota; Viridiplantae; Streptophyta; Magnoliopsida; Sapindales; Anacardiaceae. The record is from RefSeq and is a predicted model, not a curated record.